This is a messenger RNA of Odocoileus virginianus texanus, 1050 nucleotides long. RefSeq names its product NHL repeat containing E3 ubiquitin protein ligase 1 (gene NHLRC1). Gene Ontology annotation, biological process: negative regulation of translation; protein polyubiquitination; proteasome-mediated ubiquitin-dependent protein catabolic process. Gene Ontology annotation, molecular function: translation repressor activity; ubiquitin protein ligase activity; protein binding. The record is from RefSeq and is a predicted model, not a curated record. NCBI's taxonomy places the organism in Eukaryota, Metazoa, Chordata, Mammalia, Artiodactyla, Cervidae. Gene Ontology annotation, cellular component: nucleus.
CCGGCUGCCCCGCGCGCCGCCCCCGCCGCCCCGGGGGUCCUCACCUGCCAGCACGCCUUCGGCGGCUGGGGGACCCUGGUCAACCCCACCGGGCUGGCGCUGUGUCCCAAGACGGGGCGGGUCGUGGUGGUGCACGACGGCAAGAGGAGAGUCAAGGUCUUCGACUCCGGGGGAGGCUGUGCGCAUCAGUUUGGAGAGAAGGGGGAUGCUGCCCAGGACCUUCAAUACCCGCUUGACGUCACGGUCACCAACGACUGCCACGUGGUCGUCACCGACGCCGGCGACCGCUCCCUCAAAGUGUUUGACUUUUUCGGCCAGAUCAAACUCGUCUUGGGAGGCCACUUCUGCUUGCCUUGGGGUGUGGAGACCACCCCGCAGAAUGGAGUCUUGGUCACGGACGCGGAGGCGGGGUCCCUGCACCUCUUGGAAGUCGACUUUCCCGAAGGGAUCCUCCGGAGGACCGAACGGUUGCAGGCUCACCUGCGUCGCCCGCGGGGGGUGGCGGUGUCCUGGCUCACCGGGGCCAUCGCGGUCCUCGAGCACCCGCUGGGGCCCGGCGCCUGCAGCAGCACCACGGUGAAGGUGUUCAGCGCCACCAUGCAGCUCAUCGGCCAGGUGGACUCCUUCGGGCUGAGCCUCUUUUUCCCUUCCAAGAUCACCGCCUCCGCCGUGGCCUUCGAUCACCAGGGCAACGUCGUGGUGGCUGAUACUUCCAGUCCGGCUGUCCUCUGUCUAGGCAAACCGGAGGAGUUUCCAGUGCUGAAGCCCAUCAUCACCCACGGUCUUUCGCAUCCCGUGGCGCUGACCUUCACCAAGGAGAGUUCUCUUCUUGUGCUGGACAGCGCGGCCCAUUCUGUAAAAGUCUACAAGGCUGACUGGGGGUGACGGGGUGUGCUGGGAGUCCUGGGACCUGUGCCAGAAGCCCUGGAGCCGCCCCUGUUGAGCCCUGGAUCAAUGACUUAAUCUUAUCUGUUCGACAGAGAUGACUGUAGCUGCCUGGUAGACUUAACAAAGGUGGGGGCCAUUAUUAAAGAAUAAUAAUGAAAUCUA